UAUUCUAUUAUCACCCUCGCUGCCUCCUUCCGUCCUUGGGUGCUCCAGUCGUUCUCCUUCCCCACGCGCGUUCAUCCGUCGCCGCCGCGUCCAACCACGACCAGAGCAACGUGGGGACGCCAAGGCGUGAGCAAUGGCGGCGGGGGACGAGGAGCUGGAGUCGCUGCUCCGGAACUUCCACCGCUUCUCCCAGGGUUAUAAAGAUGCACUAAUGGAGGCCCAGGCUUUAAGGGUGGAUUGCAACUCUGAAUCCAAGAAGCGUGAAGCUCUUGAGUCGCAUAUUGCAGAUCUCAAUAGAGAUAAUGAGCGAUUAAGAAGGCUGUACACUGAAACUUUAUUCAAGUUCACCAACAAGAUGAAAUUUCACACAGAAUCUCAAAAUCUUAAGGAAGAAUUGGGGAAAGCAAAUAGCAGGUUGCUAUCCAUGGAAGAGGAGCAUAAGAGGGAAAUCGAACAACUUAAGCAUGCCAAUGAAAUGAGCUGCAAUACCCUGGAGAGCAAGCUCAGUUGUGCCCUUGUUCAGCAAGCUACCGAUGAAGCUGUGAUAAACCAACUCAAGUCGGACCUGGGAGCUCAUAAAGCGCAGGUCGACAUGUUAAAUAGCAGGUUGGAGCAGGUCACUGCUGAAGUGCAUAUGCAGUAUAAAAACGAUCUGCAGGAUUUGAACGAUGUGAUUAUGCUGGAACAGGAGGAGAAAAAUGGCAUGCAAAGGAAGCUUAAAAAGGCAGAAGACGAGUUGAGGGUCCUGAAGAUGAAGCAGGCAGAGCAGCAAAGGGACUCGGUGUCGGUCCAGCACGUGGAGACGCUGAAGCAGAAGGUCAUGAAGCUGCGGAAGGAGAACGAGUCCCUGAAGCGGAGGCUGGCGAGCUCCGAACUCGACUGCUCCUGAGAGCCCGCCGCCGCUCCCCUGCUCCCAGGUUCCGAACCCUUCGCCGUCAUCGUCGUAGCCAUGUACAUUCUCACACACGACAUCUCACCAUCAGAGCUUCUUUCUUUGUUGAGAAGAAAACAUCACACGGUCACUCAUACCAUCAGAGGUUAUAUACAGUUAUUGGUCUUGUGAUUACUAAAUGAAAUGUAUGUUUUGGAAAGAGCUA
Messenger RNA from Brachypodium distachyon (stiff brome), 1097 nucleotides. RefSeq names its product protein At-4/1. Bases 134 to 889 code for a protein of 251 amino acids. The record is from RefSeq and is a predicted model, not a curated record. The transcript is spliced from 8 exons. Lineage: Eukaryota; Viridiplantae; Streptophyta; Magnoliopsida; Poales; Poaceae.